CACGGGGAGAUAACUCUUAAUUCUUAGUCAAAGAGGAAAAUUCGAAACCGAAUUUUGAUCAAGUUUUGUUUCAUAGUUGCUUAUCACAGACUGUACUUGGCUUGGGGAGCUCAAGUUAAAAUGGCAAGCAUACUGUUACAGUUUCCUCCACCACCGAGACGACAGCCUUCAUCUGCACUUCCUAGAAGUACUAAUUGUACUGUAUUUGAGCAGGAAGGACAACUAAAAGAUAUUCCAGAUUCUACAGCUAUUUCAUCAGUGGUAGCUGAGUAUCCAAAGAUAAGUCUUCAAAAUGAAGCAGCAAGUCGAGUGAAUGUCCGCUAUGAAAAUGCACAGUUGGCAUUUUUAUCUAAUGGGCAGUCAUCAUGGAAAAAACCUUUGCAUGCUUGGUAUAACGGUGGCUUUUUGAAUAUGUUUGAUCAACUUUCAGAGCUACAGGAUGAAGCUCCACAGUGGAUGCUAUCUGCCUGCAAAAUGUCUAUGUCUAUUGUGCAAAUUUUAAAGUCUUUCAAAAAUUUUAUACUUCCAAAAACAGUGAUGUCAAAUGAAGAAAUAUUGUCAAAUUUUACACAUGUUUCUGAUUGGCACAAAAGUCCAAUUCAAGCCUUAGCAUGGCAUCCACAUGUUAUUAAAGUUGCUAUUGCCCUACACGAUGACUCUGUUCAUAUAUAUUAUUCAGGCAGUGAUAUGCGCCCUUUGCUCAAACAUAAGUUACAAAAACAGGUUACAGAUCUCGCUUGGCAGCCCUUGUCAUCAUCUAUUCUUGCAGUGGCUUGUCAGGCUUGUGUACUUAUCUGGCAUAUAGAACCGACAUCUCUGGCUGUCAGGCCAUCUUCAAGUACAGUCCAGGUGCUACAGUAUAAUAAUCAUUCACCUGUAACAAGUCUAGCUUGGAGUCCUGAUGGUGAUCAUUUAAUUUCGGCAUCUCCAAGGCAAACCUCCAUUGUAGUUUGGGAUGUUCCAAAAGAGACAGGUAUUGCUUUAAGUGGCAACAGAGGAGGAGGUAUCACUUUACUUUCCUAUGCACCAGACAGUUCAAAAUUAUUCACCGCAACACCUUCUCCACAUUUCAGAGUUUGGGAUACUAAGGGCUGGCUGUCAGAAAAUUGGUACAACUUAUCAGGGCACUGUACUGCUGCUUGCUGGAGUCCUGAUGGUAAAGUGCUUGUAUUCGCAAUGGAAAAAAACUCUGCCCUGUACGCAGUGCGAUUUCCUGAUUGUAAGGAUGAAAAUUCACUGAGUGCUGUAAAUACUUCAAUGCUUCUUGCUGAUGUCUCACAAGUCAGUAUUUCUACAGCAAAUGGCGAAGAAAUUAGAGUUGGAGGUCAAGUGAAAUCUGUAGUUUGGGAUAAAACUGGAGAAAGAUUAGCAGUUCUAUUUCAACCCAAUGAACUUGAAAACAACCAAGUAGUUGCUGUGUUCAAGUCAACAAUUUAUCCUGUUCUGGAGCUUUUCCCUGGUGGUUUUAUUAAAGGAGAGUCAGGGGAAUCUGCACAUCAUAUUGCAUUUUUACCAUGUUUCAACAAAGGAGCUCUUUUAAGUAUAGUAUGGUCAUCAGGAAAUGUUAGUUAUGUGCCCAUGUAUUUUGUUCCUGCCUGUAAAAUACCGUACAACCCAAAAGCAAAUUUUGGACCUUGGCUAUCUACAAGUUUUAUGUCUCCAAAAUAAUUCUUUAAACUCUGAUACAUACAUAAGUUAAACAAAGAAAUAAUAGCUUUUUAUUAUUGCCUUGUUAAAAAAUGGGAUGAAUACAGUCUGAAUCUCACUAAUACAGUAACUGAAACAGGUUUUUAUGAAUUUGUUAUAGUUGAGAUUAGUUACAACAUGAAGUUUUAGUUGGUCUUGUUAUAAAUUUUUUUCAUCAUUGUACAUUUAUUGCAGGUUUAUAUUGUUUUUCUUAAAAAUGUAAAACAAAAAGUUAUGAUGCAGACAAUAUUAAAGAAGCAAUUUGAAGU
This is a messenger RNA of Physella acuta, 1955 nucleotides long. RefSeq names its product aladin. Gene Ontology annotation, cellular component: nuclear pore. Gene Ontology annotation, biological process: nucleocytoplasmic transport. The record is from RefSeq and is a predicted model, not a curated record. Lineage: Eukaryota; Metazoa; Mollusca; Gastropoda; Physidae. Gene Ontology annotation, molecular function: protein binding.